Molecule: messenger RNA, 306 nt
Organism: Rotaria sp. Silwood1
Lineage: Eukaryota; Metazoa; Rotifera; Eurotatoria; Philodinida; Philodinidae
Source: the annotation of a GenBank genome assembly
AUGAUACUAUACAAGCAUAUAAAAAAUGUGAAAACAGAAAAUGAAGCUAAAUUAUUAUUAGCUGAUAUACAAGUUCGACGUGAUGCUGGAAUUUUUAAUUGGUUCACAAAUAUCAGCAAAAAAAUUUGGAAAUUAUUUACAUCAAUUAAUGGUAGUGAUCUUUUAACAAUAUGGUCAACAAAUAUGUGUAAACGAGAAAUAAUUGAAAAAUAUCUUCAUAAAAAAUUUUCACAAUUAAUACCUAUUUUAUUUAUUGGUGAUGGAUAUAAUGAUGUAUGUGCAGCAAAUAGUUUACAAAAAAGGUGA